AUAUACCUACCUCACAAACUCGUUUGAUUCCUGCGUAGAAAGAGAAACUAUGAAGACCACCGCCAAGUUCAUAGUUCUCCACCCCUCGGUGUACAAGACCGCCGGCGGAACCGCACACCGCGGUUGGAUCGCCGUCUUCUUACUCUUAUUUUUCUUCACUUUCUCUUUCACUCUGAUCACGACGAGGAACGCCGCCGCUAGAACCACCGCUUCCGCCGCGCCCGGAGGAGCCAACUCCCAGCUGCUGCCCAAACCCGUCGCCGACGCCCUACUUCACUACGCCACCGCGAACGCCACGGCGUCGGGCCGAAUGUCCACCGCCGAGACGGAAAAAAUGGCCUCUGUCCUCCGCCGCUGCGCAGCCGGCGGCGCGUGCAACCUCCUCGUCUUCGGACUCACACACGAAACCCUCCUCUGGAGCUCGCUCAACCACAACGGCCGCACGGUGUUCGUCGACGAGAGCGCGCACUCAGUCUCGGAAAUCGAGAGAAAGCACCCGUCGAUCGAAGCGUACGACGUGCAAUUCACGACGAGAUCCGGCGAAUUGCAGCAUCUGAUCGGCCAUUACCGGCGGGAGAAGAGCAACCAGUGCCGGCCGGUGCAAAACCUACUCUUCUCAGACUGCAAGCUGUCGAUUAACGACUUGCCCAACCACAUCUACGACGUGCCGUGGGACGUGGUGCUGGUGGACGGGCCGAGCGGGUACUCCGCGGCGUCGCCGGGGAGAAUGGCGGCGAUAUUCACCGCCGGAGUUCUGGCGAGGAGCAAAAGCGGCGGCGGCGGCGGAGCAACGCACGUGUUUGUACAUGAAAUUGAGAGGGAGGCGGAGAGGGUUUGCAGCGAGGAGUUUUUGUGCAGAGAGAAUUUGGUGGAGACGAUUCAUUCUUUGGCGCAUUUUGUUGUGCCCAAAAUUGAUGUUCAUAGUAAUAAAAUUGAUUUUUGUUUAAAAUCAAUUUAAUUUAUGUUCUUUUUUGUUUUUUAAACAAUGUGUAAUAUUUAUGGGAUCUCAUCUCAUGAAACAAGUGUAAAUUAUUUGUAGUAAUUGUGAGAUUUUAUUUCAAGAUCAUGCCUUGAGUUUUACAGUAC
Messenger RNA from Erythranthe guttata (spotted monkey flower), 1086 nucleotides. Its product is annotated as protein IRREGULAR XYLEM 15. The record is from RefSeq and is a predicted model, not a curated record. NCBI's taxonomy places the organism in Eukaryota, Viridiplantae, Streptophyta, Magnoliopsida, Lamiales, Phrymaceae. Gene Ontology annotation, biological process: xylan biosynthetic process.